UCAAAACCAUGCUUCUAACACUACAAUUUCCUCAAUCCCGUUCGAUCUAGGGUUUCAUAUUUUGCCCUCUUCACCCAAUUCGAGCUCCGGCACCAAAGAUCCUUCCUUUUCAUUUUCUCCGAUCAUCACCAUCCUUAAUCCUUCUUUUUUCAUUACACGCAGAUAGUUAUUGAGCUUAUUUCUCAUGUCUAUAUCUCUGUAGGUUGAUGAUUGCUUGAAGUUAAGAUUAUAUAUCCGAAAAUGGCAGCGGCUGUGGGAUCUCAGCAACCAGUUUUUACACAAAUUGUUGGGGAAGUAUUUGUAGAGAAAUACUAUACCAUUCUGCAUAGCUCGCCGGAGUUGGCUCAUAAAUUCUAUCAAGACAAGAGUACCAUCCAACGUUUCGAGGAAGAUGGCUCCAUGAGUGUCACCACUACCUGUCAAGCCAUCAAAGAGAAGAUUGUCUCGCUCAACUAUGGGGACUUAAGAACUGAGAUCAAGUCGGUGAAUUCAGUGGAGUCUUUUCCAGGUGAAGUUAAUGUUUUGGUCACUGGCCAUCUCGUGCGGCAUGACCAUGUAGUUAAAAGUUUCUCCCAACACUUUGUUCUUGCUCCACAAGAUAAUGGCUACUUUGUUUUAAGCGACCUGUUACGAUGUGUGGAUAUUGUCAACGGGAACCCAACUUUAGGAAGUGAAGUGGUGGUGUGUCCGACCACAACACCAGCCAUUGCAGAUGAAGUUUACAGUGCGUCAGAGGAUGGCAACAGUUUGUUCUUUGGUGGAGAAGAAGUUCCAGAUUCCGAUUCCGUUGAUGAGUUAAGGGAUGAUAAAGAGGUGGUGGUUAAAUCCAGUGCCAAACACGAUCAAAUUUCGAAGAAGUCAUAUGCGUCUGUUGUACGUAGUGAUGUCCAUCUUUAAAAUGAGUAUCUCUUAGAUUUAUUUAUCUUUGAUUAUGUGUAUAACAUUUUUGUAGUCCAUUCCUUGCUAAAUAAAUUAAGGUAGGUGUGACAGUUUCUGAUUCCCUGUUUGUCUACUGGUUCCUGAAUCAACACUUCCUUUAAAUAUAAAUGACAGGCAAAGAAUAAUUGGUGGAUUUGAAAUCUCACCCGGGACUUUUAAUAAAGACUAUCUCAUUUUUUUUUUUGUCG
Molecule: messenger RNA, 1127 nt
Organism: Striga asiatica
Lineage: Eukaryota; Viridiplantae; Streptophyta; Magnoliopsida; Lamiales; Orobanchaceae
Source: the annotation of a GenBank genome assembly